Penicillium brasilianum is the source of this 2188-nucleotide messenger RNA. Lineage: Eukaryota; Fungi; Ascomycota; Eurotiomycetes; Eurotiales; Aspergillaceae. The record is from the annotation of a GenBank genome assembly.
UAGGAGGGAGUGGGUUACGUCGGACUGUGACUGUUACUCGGGGAAUGUCUCUUGUGUAAAAAAGGUCAGCAGGCAAGUUCUUCCGUCACUACGGAGUGAAUUGCGUGCGGAACGGUGAGUCAGCGGUCUGGACUUGAACCGGGUACCUUGAUGGGAGAGGUGUGAUUGGCGUGGGCGGGGAGAGUCGAUUGCGUGGGAAAAGGUCGAUCAAAGAAACGAGAGUCUGGGUCUCUCGAGAGUGGGGGAGAGAGAGAGGAACUGGGUGGUGCAAUAGGAAAUCAUCUCCCACCAGAUCAGUCUAGAACUUUUCUGGAUCGUCCACACCUUUUCGGACUCGGAGCACGUUCGAUAUUUAAUACAACUCUCUUUUCCCCAUCGAUCACGUCUUAUUUCUUCUCUCGUCACGCUGACCUCCUUGGAUAUAAACCGGUCUCAGCCCUCUCUAUUUGUAUCAUUCCUUUUGAGGGAGAUUCCAUCUUCAUCGCCACAAAAACUUAACUUCCGGCCCCCCGGUCUUCCCCUUUCCACCGAUCGAUUUAGGGAAUAGUCUUUCCCCGGACGACUCGAUUACGGGAAACCAUUACCCCUCUAGAGGGCGGAGUAGAUAAACGAUUCUAGCGAGAGCAAGUGAUUAUAUGAUUACUCUCCUCCGACCGAUUUGCAUGCGGCCUCGAUCAAAAACCGCCUUCCUCUUCUUCUUCAACGGGUCAUUCUGAAUUUUGGGAUCAAACCUGCACCAUCCCGUUCCACCAUCACCUUACGAUCCCCCCCCCCAGCAAAUACCUCAUACUCCAACAAAUCCCUCACCCUCAAACUCUCCUCCAUUCCUGGAAUCCCGCAAUCUCGUGCUCCACCUUGCGCAAGGUACUCCCGUCCUGAUAAGAUAGCAAGUGAGGCAUUUGAAAAAAACACACCUUCGGCUUCACCGCCACAUCGUCAAAUAUGACUCAAGCGACAACCUCCCAUCGUCGCUCUCCUUCCACUCCUCAUGCUUCCAAAUCCAAGCCCGCCGUCCGUCCCGCUCUUCACCGUCGUGGCACCUCCGCCGUCAGCCUGUCGAUCUCUAAGCUGGGCUCCGGUCAAUCUACUCGAUCGCAUUCGAGGGGAGUCAAGGCCGCCGACGACUUUGAUAUGGCCGCCAGUUUUUUGAACUUUUGCGCCAUGUGUGAGCGUCAAAUUACUGUCCCCAACAACUCGAUCCUCUACUGCAGUGAAAGCUGUCGCCGCAAAGACUCCGCAAAACCACUCUCGGCCUCUCUCCCAUCCACCUCAACCCUGUCCGCCAGAAUGACCACCAACACCUACUCCUCAACCUACACCACAACCGCCUCCCCACCAACCUCUCCUUCUCUGUCCCCGCGCACCAUCGUCGCGCCCAUGACUCCCACCCGGAUCUCUUCGUCCACUCCCAACCCAAUCCCAGCCAUCGUCAGGAUACCUCACACCGUCCACGCCGCCAAGUCAGAUCUUGACCCCACCGAAUGGAAGCCCGUAUUAGGUCCCCGCACCGAUAGCACCGGCACCACCGGCAGCAGCACCAGCUCGCUCGCCAUCUCCGAUGCAUGGGGCUAUCUCUCCCAAUUCCACGGCGGAUCGUCCACCCUGCCCACCCGCCGCUCGCACCGUAGCACGGCCAGCCUGUCUACCCUGGACGUCGCAGCCACCCCCUCGCUCACCCACGCGCCCUCCGUCGCAUCCUCGGUGUCGAGCGCUGCGUCCGAUGAGCACGAGCACGAGCACAUGCACCGCCCGCUCCCGCCGCGACACAACCCUUUCUUCUCGCUGUCCCACGCUGCAGAGAAGGGCAUGGCGCUGGUCGUCCCGCACGUCGCGGCCGUCGCGGUCCAAGAUGUCGAAUGUGACAGCGGUUCCAUUUUCCCCGCUAGCAGCACCCUGUGGGAAGAUGCCGUUGUGACUCAGGGUAGUGCGCCUAUCAUGGUCCGUGGCCGUGGUCGUGCGACCAAGGUGUAGUGGAGGGUGUCUUGCAGCAUUGAGCGUUUGAAAUCGGACAUUUGAAGAUUGCGCUGCGUUUGGCUCGGGCGUGUGUCUCGAUUGAAAAAUUUCGGCAUUUUUUGUGCGAUGCUGUUCUGUUUCUUUGGCUAGACUUUGGCUUGGACUAGAGAGGGGGAUAGUAUAGAUUUUCUCUUAAUUAAAUCAAAUCUUGUGCAGUGCACACUUUCUUUCCAUU